Molecule: messenger RNA, 2161 nt
Organism: Gossypium raimondii (Peruvian cotton)
Lineage: Eukaryota; Viridiplantae; Streptophyta; Magnoliopsida; Malvales; Malvaceae
Product: phosphoinositide phospholipase C 4
Exons: 9
Coding region: 245-2020 (591 amino acids)
Biological process (GO): lipid metabolic process; phosphatidylinositol-mediated signaling
Molecular function (GO): phosphatidylinositol-4,5-bisphosphate phospholipase C activity
Source: RefSeq, a predicted model, not a curated record
AUACAAAGUUGAGGAAAAGCUGAGACUCAAAAGAAACAGAGUGAAAGCUUUGCUGCAUUAUCAUUAGAAGCUUCCAUAAAUUAAAAUUACAGAAACAAACAAAGAAAACUAAACUAAACCCACUUCAGUUUUCAUGUAAUACAAUCUUAAUCCAUAUAAAUAUUCCUCCGCAAUUCCCAUAUUCUUUGAACUUUUUCAGUCAACAUUUCUGGAAAAAGGAAAAAAAAAAAAACAGAGUUGAUUGAUGGGGAGUUAUAGGAUGUGUGUGUGCUUUACUAGGAAGUUCAAAGUCACCGAGGCAGCACCACCAACGGACGUUAAAGAUGCAUUUAACAGGUACGCUGAAGGCGGCCCCCAUAUGACGGCGGAGCAGCUGCAUAGGUUCUUGGUGGACGUGCAGGGGCAAGGCUUUGCAACGAAGGGUGAUGCAGAGGGGAUUGUGCAGCAGCUGCUGCAGAAACGACAUCAUAUGGCUAAAUUCAGGAGACACGCUUUAACUCUUGAUGAUUUCCAUCAUUACUUGUUUUCUGCAGAUCUAAAUCCGCCCAUUGGCGAUCAGGUCCACCAUGAUAUGACUGCUCCCUUGUCCGAUUAUUUCAUAUACACCGGCCAUAAUUCAUACUUGACUGGGAAUCAGCUGAGCAGUGACUGCAGUGAUGUCCCAAUCAUAAAGGCACUGAAGAGAGGUGUAAGAGUUGUGGAGCUUGAUAUAUGGCCAAAUUCCACGAAAGAUGAUGUGCAUGUUCUACAUGGAAGGACUUUGACAACUCCUGUGGAACUCAUUAAAUGUUUAAAAUCUAUUAAAGAACAUGCUUUUCGUGCAUCUCCAUAUCCUGUUGUGAUUACACUUGAAGAUCACUUGACUCCAGACCUUCAGGCCAAAGUUGCUCAGAUGGUUACUCAAACGUUUGGGACAAUGUUGUUUUGCCCUGAUUCUGAAUGCUUAAAAGAACUUCCUACACCGGAGAAGCUGAAGUAUCGGAUCAUUAUUUCGACCAAACCUCCCAAAGAGUACCUUGAAGCUGAAAGUAACAAGCGGAAAAUGAAUAAUUCACAUAAUGUGAAGGAGUCUGAUGAUGAUGUUUGGGGUAAAGAACCAGCUGAGCUUACAGUUGAUCAAGAAGAUGAGAAGACUGAUAGUGAUGCAAGCGAGAACAAUCAGGACAAUGAAGAAACUGAUGCCUGUGAACCUGAAGUACGUCUUUCACGAGCACCAGCAUACAAGCAUCUUAUUGCCAUUCAUGCUGGAAAACCCAAGGGUGGGUUGAAAGAGGGACUAAAAGUUGAACCUGAUAAAGUUAGACGCCUUAGUUUGAGUGAACAAGCACUUGAAAAGGCUACUAUGUCUCAUGGAACGGAUGUUGUGAGAUUUACCCAGAAAAAUAUACUGAGAAUAUAUCCUAAGGGUACUCGAUUCAACUCCUCAAACUACAAGCCACUGAUUGGUUGGAUGCAUGGAGCUCAAAUGGUUGCCUUUAACAUGCAGGGAUACGGUAGGUAUCUUUGGCUGAUGCAUGGGAUGUUUAGAUCUAAUGGAGGGUGUGGUUAUGUGAAAAAACCUGAUUUUCUGAUGAACGUGAAUCCAAAUGGUUCGGUGUUUAAUCCAAAAGCAGACUUGCCUGUCAAGAAAACUCUAAAGGUGAAAGUCUAUAUGGGAGAUGGGUGGCAUUUAGAUUUUAAACAAACACACUUUGACUUGUAUUCUCCACCUGAUUUCUACACCAGGGUUGGCAUUGCAGGAGUGCCAGCUGAUGAAAUAAUGAAGAAAACAAAGAAAAAAGAAGAUGACUGGACACCUGUUUGGGAUGAAGAAUUUGUAUUUCCAUUGAGAGUUCCUGAAUUGGCUUUACUCCGAGUUGAGGUCCAUGAAUAUGACAUGUCUGAGAGAGAUGACUUUGCAGGUCAAACAUGUUUGCCAGUCUCCGAACUGAAGCCUGGGAUUCGGGCAGUUCCCCUCUUCAAUCGAAAGGGAGAAAAGUUCAACUCUGUUAGACUUCUUAUGCGAUUCGAGUUCAUUUGAGACUAUGAGUAUGAAGAUACGCCUUUAGCUUGGUUUAGAUUUUGGUUACUGUAACACAAAUCUCUUUACUUUCAGUUAGCUAGUUUGAUUUAGAACAAUGCUCCAGCUAUAAAAUAGUUACUAGCAGGCCAUGUUAUUCCA